Passer domesticus (house sparrow) is the source of this 4859-nucleotide messenger RNA. It is a transcript of the gene ELAC1, whose product is annotated as elaC ribonuclease Z 1. The transcript has 2 exons. Gene Ontology annotation, cellular component: nucleus. Gene Ontology annotation, molecular function: 3'-tRNA processing endoribonuclease activity. Bases 930 to 2138 code for a protein of 402 amino acids. NCBI's taxonomy places the organism in Eukaryota, Metazoa, Chordata, Aves, Passeriformes, Passeridae. The record is from RefSeq and is a predicted model, not a curated record.
CUCUCGUGAGGGAGGGACAGCCCCGGGCAGGGCUGCCCAACCUGCUGGCAGCCGUCUCUGGCCGCCCCUCGGCUCUGGGCUGCCUCCCGCAGACAGUCUGAGCUCACUCACAGGGCUUGGCAGUGCCAAACCCGCAGAGCAGCUCCAAACAGGAUCGGUUUGUUUGUUGUUUGUCUGGGGGCGGCUCUAGACACACCAGCCUUCCUGUGGGUAAAUGUCUCUUUUCAAGUGUGUAUUGGGGGUAACUUUCACCUUUUGGCAAAUGAAUCAGGAAUAAAGCUCACCUCACUGUCACAGUCACUGUGCUUCCACAGUCCUCAGUGGCCAGAGAUGACUUUUCUCCCCCAAAGAAUGGAGAUGAAUUGUCAGUUACAAACAGAAAUACAGGCUCCUGCUCCUCCAAAACCUGUAAGGGAAUUUAAUGACAGGCAGAUGGAGUAAUUUCCAUGAAAUUGUUUGCUGAAUUAAUCUUAAAACAAAAGGAGAUUCUGUCGUUCCUGAGGCACAGCCCCAGCAGGUGCGGGAGGAAUUGCCUGGCUCUGUGGGAGUGGGAGUUCAGCAGAGGAGACAGAGGCAGCCUGGUUACAGGACAUUGUCUGCAGCGAGAGAGUUCUGGGCUCUUCUGACCCAGCGAGGGCAGGACAGCCCAGGCACCAAAGGAAGCCCAGACAUUUACAGAGCAACUUUUCCUCUUGUUUUAAACAAACCAGUCAGCAACACUGGGGUUCUUGCCUCUUAAAAAACUCUGACAUCAAAGCUGCAUGCUGGUUUGGUGUUGGUUCUUCUUGAUUUUGUUUUGGAGUCAAAAGGAGGAGCAACAGAAACUCCUCAUUGUGUCCCUCCUUAGUCUACAGUUCUCCUGUAAGAUUGAAGCCCAAAUGCUGCCCAGCACUCCCUUGCAUUUCACGUGGCAGGUGUCACCAUUGUAAAUGCUUGGCUUAGAAGGAGCUAAACCUUGCAUCUCUGCAGCCUUUCCUCGGCCUGUCAGCCCAAAAUCUUCCUUGUGUGGAGGGGGUGGGGAAAGAAAUACCUUUUGGUCUGGGAUUUGUCUGUUAAGCACUGCUUUUACUUUCCCUCCUCGCUUGUUUCAAACAUCUUGCCAAACAGCGAUCAUUUCCGAGUUGCUGCAUUGUUUAUUUUCCUGGCUUUGUCUUUUCCUGUUCUCUUCAACAGCCAGAAUCACCAAGAUUUUCAUCACUCACCUUCACGGCGACCACAUCUUUGGGCUUCCUGGGCUGCUGUGCACGCUCAGCCUCCAGAAGGGCCCUGAAGGCAGCAAAGCACCCAUUGAUAUUUACGGGCCCCUGGGGCUGCGGAGCUUCCUCUGGAGGAGCCUGGAGCUGUCCCACUCCCAGCCCCUGCUGCCCUACACCGUCACCGAGCUGGUCCCCACGCAGGACCAGUGCCCCCCAGGAGAGUUUAGGGACUUUUCUGGCUUGGACCGGGACCAGGCGCUUGGCCCGGCGCCUCCAGGGAGAGUUCUGCACCUGGAUGCAGAGGAAGACUCCUACUUGCUGCUGGAGGAUGAGCAGCUGGUUGUGAGAGCCUUCCGCCUCUUCCACCGCGUGCCCUCCUUCGGCUUCGUGCUGGAGGAGAAGCCCCGGCCUGGGAAGCUCAAUGUGCGGAGACUGGAAGAGCUGGGCGUGCCGCCGGGUCCCUUGUACGGGCAGCUGAAGAGCGGCGCUGCCGUGGUGCUGGAGAACGGCACGCGGGUGCAGCCCGGCCAGGUGCUGGGGCCGCCCGUGCCGGGCAGGAAGGUCUGCGUGCUGGGCGACUGCGCAGGGCCCGCGGGGCCCGGCGCCGCGCGGCUCUGCUGGGGCGCCGACCUGCUGGUGCACGAGGCCACGCUGGGGGACAGCCAGCGGGACAGGGCGCGCCAGCACGGGCACAGCACGCCCAGCACCGCCGCGGCCUUCGCCCGCCGCUGCCGCGCCAGGAGGCUGGUGCUGACCCACUUCAGCCAGCGGUACCGGCCCGGCGAGCCCCACGGCGGCCGCGAGGAGAUGGACACGCUCAGGAGGGAGGCCGAGGCCGCCAUGGGCGACCAGGAGGUGACGCUGGCCGAGGACUUCAUGACCAUCGAGAUCCCAGUGAAAAACGAGGGCUUGGUGACCACAGAGGUGCCAGUGAAAAACUGAAACACGAGGACUUUGUGGUUACAGAGAUCCCAAUGAAACAGUGAAAAACGAGGACCUGGUGACCACAGAGGUCCCAGUGAAACAGUGAAAAACGAGGACUUUGUGACCACAGAGGUGCCAGUGAAAAACUGAAAAACCAAGGACUUCAUAAUGAGAUCCCAGUGAAAAACGAGGACUUUGUGACCAGAGAUCCCAAAGAAACAGGGAUUUCAUUACAAGAUCCCAAUGAAGCAGUGAGAACCAAGGACUUUCUGACCACAGAGAUCCCAAUGAAACAGUGAAAACCAGGGACUUCAUAACAAGAUCCCAAUGAAACUGUGAGAAUUGAGGGCUUCAUGACAAGAUCCCAAUGAAACUGUGAAAAACAAGGACUUUGUGACCAAAGAGAUCCCAGGGAAAAACUGAAAAACCAAGGACUUUGUGACCACAGAGAUCCCAAUGAAAAACUGAAAAACGAGGACUUUGUGACCACAGAGGUCCUAAUUAAACAAUAAAAACCAAGGACUUCAUAAUGAGAUCCCAAUGAAACUGUGAGAACCAAGGACUUUAUGACAAGAUCCUAAUGAAACAGUGAAAAACAAGGACUUUGUGGCCACAGAGGUCCCAAUGAAACAGUGAAAACAAAGGACUUUGUGACCACUGAGAUCCCAACAAAACAGUGAAAACAAAAGCCUUCCUAAUGAGAACCCAAUGAAAGAGUGAGAACCAAGGACUGCAUAACAAGAGCCCAAUGAAAAAGUGAAAACAAGAGACUUUAGAGAUACUGAGAUCCUGAUUAAAAAGUGAAAAUCAGGAUUUGUGACCAUAGAAAUCACAAUGAAAAAGUGAAAAAUGAGAACUUUGUGACCACAGAGAUCCCAGUGAAAAACUGAAAACCAAGGACUUCCUAAUGAGAUCCCAAUGAAACUGUGAGAAACGAGGACUUUAUGACCACAGAGAUCCCAAUGAAACAAUGAAGACCAAGGACUUCAUAAUGAAAUCCCAAUGAAGCGGUGAGAACUGGGGGCUUCAUGACAAGAUCCCAAUGAAACAGUGAAAAACAAGGACUUUGUGACCACAGAGAUCCCAAUGAAACAAUGAAGACCAAGGACUUCAUAAUGCGAUCCCAAUGAAGCAGUGAGAACUGAGGACUUCAUAAUGAGAUUCCAAUGAAACAAUGAAAAACAAGGACUUUGUGACCACAGAGAUCCCAAUGAAAAACUGAAAAACCAAGGACUUUGUGACCACAGAGGUCCCAAUGAAACAAUGAAAACCAAGGACUUCAUAACAAGAUCCCAAUGAAGCAGUGAAACACAAAGGACUUUAGAGAUCCUAAGAUCCUGAUUAAAAAGUGAAAACUCAGGGUCUGUGACCACAGAAAUCCCAAUGAAACAGUGGAAAACGAGGACUUUGUGACCACAGAGAUCCCAGUGGAACAGUGAAAGCCCAGGACUUGAUGAGCACAGUGCAAACAGAGGCCUUCAUGCCAAGGUCCCUGAAGAACUGAGUUUCCAGGGCUGUUGGGGUCCACUCCGGCUAGCUACAGACCCUUGCCCACACGAUCCUUCACAGACAAAGGUAAAAGACUGAGAAGCGCUCUCCUCCACGUGGGAAACAUUGUCCUUUAUUCCAAGACACACAUCAGGUGGACAAACCCAUGGGAGGAAAGAGGGCAUUCCCUGGUGGCAGGGGACGUUUAUACCCUGGGAUGGGGACAGAGGGAGAGGUGCACAGCCAGUGGGACACCAGUGAGGAGUAACCCAGGGGAGGGGUAACCCAGGGGAGAGACCACCAGGUGGUACCGGGAUGGGUGAGGGAAACACCAUGUGAUGGGGAAAAGAAUAACAAACCACAUGAUAUAAGCUGUACUGUGCAAUAUAAAACUACUCUGUGCAGGUUCCCACUCUGCCAGCCCCACGCAGCGCCCUGGGCCUGACUGCUGGUGAGGGACACUGGAGUAACCAGGCUCUGAGAGCUGGGGCCAGCUGUGCUCAGCUCUUCUCGUUCCACCCUGCAUGUGAAGUUUCCUCAUACACGAACAGAGUUUAGGCCUCCUGUCAGAACUGCAUUUACAAUUUGAUCUGUUCUGAGCUCUGGAGCAUCAGCGCUGCAUUUUCACACCCAGAAAGGUUUGGGAAGCCUGCUCUGGAAGUCUCUAGGCAGGUGGCAAGUGCUCUUCAUUAAACUGUCCCUCCAAACGCAUUCUGAAGGAUAAAUUAUCCUGAUUUGUGCCUGCUGAAAUGCCCCUGUGGGGGAGUUCCACACUCUGUUUCUGCAGUGACUUCACUCCUUCUGCUGAGGGCACACAGACCCUGCUUUUACCUCCUGUCCUCCCCACUCAAACCAGAACCUGGGGUUUCCCACAUUUUGGCUGAAUUUGCUGAUCUGAAGCUGUGAGGAAUUUUUAAUUGAGACCAGACUUUUGAAUUAUUUUUGAUGAUGCAGCUUAUUUUUUUAUCUUUUACAUAAGUAAGAAAGGUGAGUUCAGCUCACAUCUUCAUAGUUUAGUUCAGAAGACUUCUAGUUACAAAACCUUUUAAAGAUUUAUUAACUAACAAAACACUGUCAACAAGAACUUAAUCUUUAAAUAUUUUAUCUUAUGGAUUCAUGCUACAGUGGUUUUUUAGUUAAUUAUAACACACAAACUUAGAGCAGUGUAUCUUUAAUUUCUUGAUUACUUUUAUAACUACUUUUAUUUUUUCUAUAUCUUAAGUUUUAAAACUUUAAACUUUCCUUUGCUUA